UUGACCUUCAGCUCUUCAUUUUGGAGGCGAAAAUAUUCUAAAUGAAAACAAAAUCAAAGUCCACUUUAAAUGCUGUACAUGAAUAAACUAAGUACUACCAGGACAUUGUUCUGCAAGAAUCGUGUACCAGACAUACCAAGGCAGCUUUUUGCUGUGUUCAGUUAAACAUCAGCUGCUACAAUGCCCCGUGAAACCACAUAUGGUCCGGAUGAGGAAUGUCCCCCACUGAAGAAAGAUGUACUGAGGUUAUACAGUAUGAGAUUCUGUCCAUAUGCACAGAGAACCCGUCUAAUGUUAGAACACAAAAACAUAAAAUAUGAAACAAUCAAUGUGAACCUGAAGAAAAAACCAAAGUGGAUUUAUGCGUUGAAUGCUUCUGGGAAAGUUCCAAUUCUACAGCUGAAUGAUGAUGUCAUCUACGAGUCAUUUGCAACGUGUGAGUGGCUGGAUGAUGUGUUUCCUGGGCCUCGCCUCACCCCUGAAGACCAGAAAACUAGAAUCAGGGACAGAAUGCUUAUGUAUGGCUUCUCAGAGAUCAUUCCUCAGUUUUAUGCUAUCGGGCGAGAGGAGGACAAGACAAGAGCAAUAAAGAAGUUCAAGAGAUUGUUAAAGCCUUAUGAAGAUGUCUUAACUGGUGACUUUUUUGGGGGUAGUGCUCCAAACUUACUCGACUUUAACAUAUGGCCAUGGAUUGAGAGAUUGGGUGUAUUGAAAGCUAAAGCAGGCUUUGAACUGAGCCCAAAAGAAUUCCCUAAGUUCACUCAAUGGAUUUGCGACAUGCAUGAAUUGCCAGCUGUCAAGAGUACACGGUUUAAUGAUCAAGAUCACACAUAUUUCCUCAGCACUGUAUUUCAAGGCGAACCUGAGUUUGAUUAUGGUUUAGUCCCAACUGCUCAACUUUAAAAUUUGAGGAAAACAGCCAGGUUUCUUGGACUUCAUAAUUUGGCCCUGGUUUGAGCGUUUAGGAGCUUUAAAUCAAUUAUCAGGCUUCCAACUUGAUGCCAAUGAAAAUCCAAGGAUUGUUGGCUGGAUUUCCCGAAUGUUUCACCUCCCAGCUGUGGUGAAGACAAUGUUUGGAGAUGAUGCACAUGUUAACUUUAUGGUGACCCUCGGUGCAGGUGCACCUGACUAUGAUUAUGGAUUAACUGCUCACCUUUAACGAUAUAACAGUAUUGACUUUUUACCUUACCUCCAGUUCAAAAACACAAAAAUAAUUCAGUUCAAAAACAAAUGGGUAUGGUGUGAUUUGAAUACUGCUUUGAUUUGGUGCUAUUUAAUUUGGUGGAUUGGGCCAGAAAGGGCAAAUUUUGAAAUUUUGGCUGCUACUUAAUUUGGCAGAUCCC
Owenia fusiformis is the source of this 1343-nucleotide messenger RNA. The record is from the annotation of a GenBank genome assembly. Lineage: Eukaryota; Metazoa; Annelida; Polychaeta; Sabellida; Oweniidae.